Contarinia nasturtii (swede midge) is the source of this 1634-nucleotide messenger RNA. Its product is annotated as putative ankyrin repeat protein RF_0381. The annotation marks the transcript as partial. Gene Ontology annotation, biological process: innate immune response. Gene Ontology annotation, cellular component: cytoplasm. The record is from RefSeq and is a predicted model, not a curated record. Gene Ontology annotation, molecular function: protein binding. The transcript is spliced from 16 exons. Lineage: Eukaryota; Metazoa; Arthropoda; Insecta; Diptera; Cecidomyiidae.
GCUCCGUGGAAUUAGUUGAAUAUCUGAUCACCAAUGGUGCAAAUAUAAAAGCCACAACUGUCGAAAAUAAUACAGCUUUAUAUUUGGCUGCUGAAAAAGGUAACAUGCAGAUUGUCAAAAAUCUUAUCGAACAUGGAGCUGAUGUGAAUUCUAGAGAUAAGAAUCACAAUACACCACUACACUUGGCAUCUCUAUGCGGCACACUCGAAAUGAUUGAGUUUUUAAUCACUCAUGGUGCAAAGGUAAAUGUCGAAGAUAAUCGUAAAUGGACGCCACUCCAUAAGGCUGCUCAACGUGGCAAUUUUGAAAUUUUUAAAUAUUUAGUUGAACAUGGAGCAAAUAUAAAUGCUACAACUAUCGACAAUGAUACUCCUUUAUUUUUGGCUACUGAAAAUGGUCACGUGGAGAUUCUCAAAUAUCUUGUCGAAAAUGGAGCGGAUGUGAAUUCUGUAGACAAACAUAAUUAUACACUACUUUACUGGGCUACUGCUUUAGAUGACUCAUUGAAAUUAUUCGAAUAUCUGAUCACCAAUGGUGCAAAUAUAAAUGGCACAACAUUGUCUUUGGCUGCUCGGAAUGGUGACAUGCCGAUUGUCAAACGUCUUAUCGAACAUGGAGCUGAUGUGAAUUUUAGAGAUGAAAAUAAUGAUACACUACUACACGUGGCAGCUGAAUAUGGUAGACUCGAAAUUAUUGAGUUUUUAAUAACUCAUGGCGCAAAGGUAAAUGCCGAAGAUGAUCGUAAAUGGACGCCACUCCAUAAGGUUGCGCGACAUGACAAAUUUGAAAUUAUUAAAUAUUUAGUUGAACAUGGAGCUAAUAUAAAUGCUACAACUAACAAAAAUGAUACUCCAUUGUCUUUGGCUGUUCAGAAUGGUAAAAUGCAGAUUGUCAAAUAUCUUGUUGAACAUGGAGCUGAUGUGAAUUCUGUAGACAAACAUAAUUUUACACCACUUUACUGGGCAUCACUAGAUGGCUCAUUGAAAUUAUUCGAAUAUCUGAUCACCGAAGGUGCAAAUAUGUAUGCUACAACUUUAUCUUUGGCUGUUCAGAAUGGUAACAUGCCGAUUGUCAAACGUCUUAUCGAACGUGGUGCUGAUGUAAAUUUUAGAGUAGGAAAUCAUGCUACACUACUACACGUGGCAGCUCGAUAUGGUAGACGCGAAAUUAUUGAGUUUUUAAUCACUCGUGGUGCAAAGGUGAAUGCCGAAGAUAAUGAUAAAUGGACGCCACUCCAUAACGCCGCUCAAUAUGGCAAAUUUGAAAUUUUUAAAUAUUUAGUUGAACAUGGAGCAAAUAUGAAUGCUACAACUGUCCACAAGUAUACAACUUUGUCUUUGGCUGCUCAGAGUGGUAACGUGCAGAUUGUAAAAUAUCUUGUCGAACGCGGAGCUGAUGUGAAUUCUAGAGACAAAAAUAAUACCACACCACUUCACUGGGCAUCUCAAGAUGGUACACUCGAAAUGAUUGAGCUAUUAAUCACUCACGGUGCAAAGGUAAAUGCUGAAGAUAAUACUAAAUGGACGCCACUCCAUAAGGCUACCCUAUAUGGUAAUUAUUCACAGAGAGAAAUAUUUGUGUUAACAGAGCGUCUACCCAUUAAAAUGUGUUACUUACUCUAUUUUUGGUGUUAA